ACCGGCUACAACAAUCUCGGAGGAACAGUUCCAGAAGAACUCUUCAAUGCAGCCUCGUUGGAAUAUCUGUCUUUUCCUAACAACAAUUUGCAUGGACUUCUUGAUAGUGCACGCAUAAUCAACCUCAGAAAUCUAGUUACCCUUGAUCUUGGAGGAAACAACUUCAGUGGAAAUAUCCUAAAUUCCAUAAGUGAGCUCAAAAGAUUGGAGAAACUUUUCUUGGACAACAACAACUUCAGUGGAGAACUUAGCAAGGUCAAUUUCUCCAAUCUGUCCAAUUUAAAAGUUCUAGAUCUCUGGUCAAAUAACUUCACCGGUACAGUUCCAGAAAGCAUGUACUCAUGCAGUAAUAUGACUGCACUGCGGCUAUCAAGAAACAACUUACAUGGGCAGCUCUCAUCGAGUAUAGGCAAUAUGAAGUAUCUCUCCUUCUUGUCACUUGGUCACAACAAUUUCACAAACAUCACAAAUGCAUUUCACAUCCUUAAGAGCAGCAAGAACCUUACAACCCUGCUUAUAGGGCACAAUUUCAGGGGAGAGCUCAUGCCAGAGGAUGACAUAAUCGAUGGAUUUGAGAAUCUUCAGGUUUUAAGCUUCGAAUAUUGCGAGUUGUUAGGAAGAAUACCACUAUGGAUAUCGAGGCUUACAAAUCUAGAGGUGUUAAUUUUAAAUAGCAACAAACUCAGUGGACGAAUACCAGACUGGAUCAACUCCCUUAGUCACCUCUUCUAUGUGGAUGUGUCAGACAACAGACUUACAGGAGAAAUCCUACUAACCUUGACGGAGAUUACAAUGCGAAAAAGAAUUGGGAACACAAUUCAUUAUGAUCCAAAGGUCUUCAAGCUACCUGUUUAUAAUGGUCCAUCACUUCAAUACUGUGGUGUUACAUCUUUUCCAACAGUGUUGAAUCUAAGCCACAACUACUUCGCAGGAGUGAUUCCCCCACAGAUUGGCAGGCUGAAAGUGCUUGUUGUACUUGAUUUCAGUUUCAACAAGUUAUCUGGACAGAUCCCACAAUCGAUUUGCAGCCUCACAAACUUGCAGGUGCUAGACUUAUCCAGCAACAAUUUCACAGGUGAAAUCCCAGCUGCAUUGAACAGCCUGCACUUCCUUUCAGCAUUCAACAUUUCAAACAAUGACCUUGAAGGGCCUAUUCCAUCUGGAGGCCAGUUUGAUACAUUUCAAAGUUCUAGUUUUGAUGGAAACCCAGAGCUGUGCGGCUCUAUGCUUAUUCACAAAUGUGAUUCGGCGGAUGCACAUCAAGCAGUCAUUCUGCCAAGAAAACAUGCUGCCUACAAGGCGGCCUUUGUGAUUGCCUUCGGUGCGUUCUUUGGUGUAGGGGUGAUGUAUGAUCAAUUAGUCUUGUCAAGGUUUAAUUCCAUCAUUUUGUUUGCUUCCUGGACAAUCCUAAACACUAAGCAGUUGAGUCAUGCGAAAUCCACACCCCGCGAGCCUGACCCGAUUCCCUGUCUGGCCGACGUCAACCAGACCGGUGCGGGUGCGGCUCUGUCAAGGGAGGCCGGCCGCGACGACGGUCUACACCGCCUUGCUCUGGAUGCAGAUCUCGCACCCAGCCGCGCAGGGAGUUGGGGAGGAUGCAAAGUUCGAGUUGAACCGAACCUGCGGGAAGAGGUGGUCGACUUUGACGCCUUGGGCCUUGUCGGCGUCGAAGCAGGCGUCGAGGAGCGCGGGAUGGCGGCGGCGUCCUAG
Messenger RNA from Lolium rigidum, 1710 nucleotides. Its product is annotated as receptor-like protein 2. Lineage: Eukaryota; Viridiplantae; Streptophyta; Magnoliopsida; Poales; Poaceae. The transcript is spliced from 3 exons. The record is from RefSeq and is a predicted model, not a curated record. The annotation marks the transcript as partial. Gene Ontology annotation, molecular function: protein binding.